Molecule: messenger RNA, 4014 nt
Organism: Bombus impatiens (common eastern bumble bee)
Lineage: Eukaryota; Metazoa; Arthropoda; Insecta; Hymenoptera; Apidae
Gene: mtRNApol
Product: DNA-directed RNA polymerase, mitochondrial
Exons: 18
Coding region: 185-3931 (1248 amino acids)
Biological process (GO): mitochondrial transcription
Cellular component (GO): mitochondrial DNA-directed RNA polymerase complex
Molecular function (GO): protein binding; mitochondrial promoter sequence-specific DNA binding; DNA-directed RNA polymerase activity
Source: RefSeq, a predicted model, not a curated record
AUUCUACAAGAUGCCAUCUAUUAACUGCAUGUUCAUUUUGUUCGUGAAUGUGAAAUGCUACUUUUCAUUUCGUGGGUUAUAUUAUGUUGUAAAUAAUGAUAAUUUUCCUAUAUAAAUUUAUCAUUAUCUGUGAGAUGAUUAAUUAUUACAUAGUUAGUGGUUAACUUUAUGUAAUCGUAUAAAAAUGUACAAACUUUUAAUAACACGAGUUACGGAACGAAUAUCUCCACAUGGUGUUUUCUUCAUACCAAAGCAAGUAAUAAUGAUGCAGCGAUCAAUGCGUCUAUGCUCCUUCUGUAACUUUUACCACGGAAAUAUAUCAAAAUCUAUCAAAUACCAGCAAGUUCGUAUUUAUGGUACAACAACAGUAGAUAUAUUGAGUCAUUCACCAAUAAAGAAAGGAAAAAAGCAAAGAACAAAAAAAUAUGCCGAAUUAUUAGCAGUAACAAAUAAAACAGCAAGUACUAAGAGGACUGAAAUAGAAAAGUUAACAGCAUCUGAUUUACCCAUGCUUGUUGAUAAUCCUGACAUCACUACAGAUAAUUCAUGUGAAAGUAAAGAUGUUACACUUAAUCAGCUCUUUGAUUCAAAAUAUAUGAAUGAAAAUUAUCAUGAUUUUUGUGAUACUGAAAUUUAUUUAAAUAUUGAAAAUAAUGUAGAUAUAGUUACUGAAAAUGAAAUGAAAGAUAAUUUGAAUAUUGGUAAUGCAAUCAAGAAUAAUAUGCUUCAAAAAGAUUCCACAUUUCAUUCUAUUAAACAGACCAAAUUGAAAGAUCAGAAGUUGGAGAAUGUGUUAAAGUUAAGCACAGGUAAUGCACACAAGAAGAUGGAAAUAUGUAAAACUGAAAACGAGUAUAGAGUAAAAAAUUAUGUUGAAAGUUUAUUAGCACAUAUACAAGUUUAUUUAAGUUGUGGAUUGUUAAACAGAGCAAACAGAACCUUAAUGAAAUGUAGGAAAUAUGUUACAAAUAAUUUGGAAUGUAAUGAAAUUAUUAAGCUUUACAAUAUACUUUUGGAAGCAUAUGCUUCCAGAAGACAAAUAGGAAAAGUUUUAGAGUUAUAUGAUAUGAUAAAAAAUGAUUCUUUAACACCAACAUCCCAAACUUAUGGAUAUAUAUUUGAUGCUUUGGGAAAUGAGACUGUAAAUAAAAAACAAAUUGAAUUACUCAAAAAAUUAAAUGUUGAAAUGAAUAAUUACAAUAUAUCUUUCGAUGAUAUCUUUAGUAAGUCAUACUUUAAAAUUAGUCAGGAAAAAAAUAUAUUAAAGGCAAUUAGGAUAUUAAUACCAGACUUUGAACCAGCAUACGCUACAUUAAAUAGAAACUAUAGAUGUAAACUUCUAAAAGAAAUUCAAAUGGCAAGUAGCUGUGAAAGUCCAGCAAAAGAAAUAUUAACAAUAAACCAACUAAAAAAUUUGUUAGAAACACAGCUUCAAACUGAAUUAAAAAUUGAAACACAGAUACCAAGUAUUAUAGUAUGCAAGGAAGAUAUGAACACUAAUCUGGAAACAAAAGUUAUGGAACUAGAAAAUUAUUGGAAAGAUGCAGCAUUGGCAGCUUUUGAAAGGAAUUUGAUGUGCUUAAAACAGAAGGAGUGUCAAUCUCAUAAUACUCUGAUGAUUUUGUAUCCAUUUUUAGAAGUUUUGGAUAGAGAAUACUACAUAAAUGCCAUAUUACGUGAAAUUAGACGAUUAGCUGCAGGAUCAGAAACUUUUAGUUCAUCUCUUAAAUCAUUAUACAUUGCAUUGGGAAAAUACAUUUAUAAGAAGUAUGAGAUUGAAAUAAAGAAACAAACUGGAGUGUUAGAUAAAAUUAUUAAUAUUUAUUCAAAAUACCUUGAAUGGUACUUACAUCCUGAAAAAAUGCCACAUUUAAAUAAUAUGAAUAAUCGUACUGUAUGGGAAUAUUUUGAGUAUAAGGAAACAAAAUAUGGUACACCUUUAAAUUUUACCUCUGUAAAUUGGCCUAUAAAUGUAAUAAUAAAUAUUGGCAAAUUUUUGUAUCAUAUUAUCUUGAAUGAUAUUAUGCUUAAACCUGACAUUUUAAAAGGACAAGAUUUAAAAUAUUCAAUCCCUGCAUUUUAUACAUUGUUUAGGAACAAAGGAAAUUAUUUAUCAGAACAGAUUAAACCACAUCCUCUGGUAUCAAAGUUAUAUAGAAAGGUACAUUUAAAAACAUUAACAUUUAAAUCACUUCUUCUACCUUCUUAUAGUCCACCAAGUCCAUGGGUUUCAAUACAUUUAGGAGGAUAUCUUAUAACGAAAACUGAUUUUAUAAGAAUCUCAAGUGAUUUUGAUCGCUUAUGGCAUAAAUUUGAAAAUACAGAACCAGAACAGUUAUUUCCUAUAUUUGAUUCAUUGAAUCAGCUUAGUUCUAUUCCAUGGAAAAUUAAUACUGCUAUACUCGAUAUUGUAAUUAAGAUUUUUCAAGAUGGUGGUUCUGUAGAAUUAAAUGUUCCUCAAUCAGUUUCUGUACUAAUUCCACCAGGUCCAAUAAAUAAAAAUGCUACUGUUGAAGAGAAACAAAAAGCAGCAAUAGCAAUAGCUCAAUAUAAUCAAGAGAAGUAUGAUAUGUAUUCGUUGUGGUGUGAUACUCUUUAUAAGUUAUCCAUCGCCAAUCAUUUUAGAGACAAAAUAUUUUGGCUCCCACAUAAUUUGGAUUUUAGAGGAAGAGUUUACCCAGUACCUCCUUAUUUAAAUCAUUUAUCAUCUGAUUUGGGCCGGUCUUUACUUUUAUUUGGAAAGGGAAAACCUUUAGGUCCAAAUGGAUUAGAUUGGUUGAAAUUACAUGUUAUUAAUUUAACUAACUUUAAGAAAGCAGGUUCUGUUAAAGAACGGCUUGAAUAUGCAAAUCAGAAUAUGGAUAAUAUACUUGACAGUGCUACUAAACCUUUAACAGGUAAAAUGUGGUGGAAACAAUCAGAGGCACCAUGGCAAACUUUAGCUGGGUGCAUGGAAAUAGCAAAUGCAUUAAAAACACCAAAUGUAGAAGAAUAUGUGUCUUCGUUUCCAGUACAUCAAGAUGGCAGUUGUAAUGGACUUCAACAUUAUGCAGCACUUGGUAAAGAUAAAAUUGGUGCGGAAAGUGUUAAUUUACAUCCAUUUGAUACCCCAAAAGAUGUAUAUUCUGAAGUUGUGUCAAUUAUUGAAACACAACGACAAAUUGAUGCAAAAAAUAAUGUUAAAAUUGCACAAAUAUUGGAAGGAUAUGUAAAAAGAAAAGUUAUAAAGCAAACUGUGAUGACAACAGUAUAUGGUGUAACAAAAUAUGGUGCAAAACAUCAAAUAGCAAAACAGUUAAAAGAUAUGCGAAACUUUCCAAAGGAACAUGUUUGGUCUGCUAGUAUAUAUUUAACUGAAAGCACAUUUCACAGUUUAAGAAAAAUGUUUAAAAGUGCAAGAGAAAUUCAAGAUUGGUUCACAGAAUGUGCUCAAAUUAUUUCUUCUAUUUGUUGUGAAAAUGUGGAGUGGGUUACCCCAUUAGGUCUUCCUAUUAUACAACCUUAUAUGAAACAAAAAUCUUUAAAUAACAAUAUUAAUGAUAAUAGGAAACCUGAUAGGAUAAAACAACGAAAUGCAUUUGCACCAAACUUUAUACACUCUCUAGAUUCCACUCACAUGAUGCUUACUGGGCUACAUUGUAAUAAAAAUAAUAUUACUUUUGUCUCAGUACAUGAUUGUUUUUGGACUCAUUCUUGUACCAUAGAUGCUAUGAACAAAAUAUGCAGAGAACAAUUUGUUGCUCUUCAUUCUGAACCCAUCCUUGAAGAUUUAGCUAUAUUUUUUGUGAAACGAUAUUUACCAAUUUAUAAACAAUUAAAGUGUAAAAAUAAGCCUGACAUUGAAACAAUACGCAGAUGUUUAACUAAUGUACCAUCAACAGGUACUUUUGAUAUUAAUAAUGUUUUGUCGUCUAUAUACUUCUUUAAUUAAAUUUUUACGAGUCUUAGAACAUUUUAUGUAAAUUAAUGAUAAAAAUAAAUUACUCAAAUAUAAUGUAGUUUUUAUAUCCCUUA